This is a messenger RNA of Odocoileus virginianus texanus, 10842 nucleotides long. The record is from RefSeq and is a predicted model, not a curated record. Lineage: Eukaryota; Metazoa; Chordata; Mammalia; Artiodactyla; Cervidae.
UCUGGCGGCCUGAUCGGGCUCAUGAAGGACGCCUUCCAGCCGCACCACCACCACCACCACCACCUCAGCCCCCACCCGCCGGGGACCGUGGACAAGAAGAUGGUGGAGAAGUGCUGGAAGCUCAUGGACAAGGUGGUACGGUUGUGUCAGAACCCAAAGCUGGCGCUAAAGAAUAGCCCACCUUAUAUCUUAGACCUGCUACCAGAUACCUACCAGCAUCUCCGCACUAUCUUGUCAAGAUAUGAGGGGAAGAUGGAGACACUUGGAGAAAAUGAGUAUUUUAGGGUGUUCAUGGAGAAUUUGAUGAAGAAAACUAAGCAGACCAUAAGCCUCUUCAAGGAGGGGAAAGAAAGAAUGUAUGAGGAGAAUUCUCAGCCUAGAGAGAAAACAAGGACGUCUGCUUUCACUGCUUCCAUUCAACAUGAUUUCUGUUCAGCAUAUGAAGUUCUAGCCAGAGUAAUUAAGCAAAAAAAAAGAAAAGCACCUACAUGGAAAAGGAAGAGGCGAAACCUGACCAAACUGUCCCUGAUCUUCAGCCACAUGCUAGCAGAACUAAAAGGAAUCUUCCCAAGUGGACUCUUUCAAGGAGACACGUUUCGGAUUACUAAAGCAGAUGCUGCAGAAUUUUGGAGGAAAGCUUUUGGGGAAAAGACAAUAGUCCCUUGGAAGAGCUUCAGACAGGCCCUUCAUGAAGUACAUCCCAUCAGUUCUGGGCUGGAAGCCAUGGCUCUGAAAUCCACUAUUGAUCUGACCUGCAAUGAUUAUAUAUCAGUUUUUGAAUUCGACAUCUUUACAAGACUCUUUCAGCCUUGGUCCUCUUUGCUCAGGAACUGGAAUAGCCUUGCUGUAACUCAUCCUGGUUACAUGGCUUUCCUGACAUAUGAUGAAGUGAAAGCGCGACUCCAGAAAUUCAUUCACAAACCUGGCAGUUACAUUUUCCGGCUGAGCUGUACUCGUCUGGGUCAGUGGGCUAUUGGGUAUGUCACUGCUGAUGGGAACAUUCUCCAGACAAUCCCUCACAAUAAACCUCUCUUCCAAGCACUGAUUGAUGGCUUCAGGGAAGGCUUCUAUUUGUUUCCUGAUGGACGGAAUCAGAAUCCCGACCUGACAGGCUUAUGUGAGCCAACUCCUCAAGACCACAUCAAAGUGACCCAGGAGCAAUAUGAAUUAUACUGUGAGAUGGGCUCCACAUUCCAACUGUGUAAAAUAUGUGCUGAGAAUGAUAAAGAUGUGAAGAUUGAGCCCUGUGGCCACCUCAUGUGCACAUCCUGUCUAACAUCCUGGCAGGAAUCAGAAGGCCAGGGCUGUCCUUUCUGCCGAUGUGAAAUUAAAGGUACUGAGCCCAUUGUGGUUGAUCCCUUUGAUCCUAGAGGAAGUGGCAGUCUGUUGAGGCAAGGAGCAGAGGGAGCUCCCUCCCCAAAUUAUGAUGAUGAUGAUGAUGAACGAGCUGAUGAUUCUCUCUUCAUGAUGAAGGAAUUGGCUGGUGCCAAGCCUACUUGGACAAGCUUAUCAGCUAUUCAUCACCCUGCUGUGGGCAGGGAAAUGGAAAAGGUGGAACGACCUCCUUCUCCAUUCUCCAUGGCCCCACAAGCUUCCCUUCCCCCAGUGCCACCACGACUUGACCUUCUACAGCAGCGAAUAUCUAUCCCUUCAAGUGCUUCUGGUCUUGGAACUGCUUCUAAGGCUCCUCCUGGCUCUCUUCAUAAGGACAAACCAUUACCAAUACCUCCCACUCUUCGAGAUCUUCCACCGCCACCUCCUCCAGACCGGCCGUAUUCUGGUGGAGCAGAAACCCGGCCUCAGAGACGCCCCUUGCCUUGUACACCGGGUGACUGUCCAUCCAGAGACAAACUGCCCCCUGUCCCCUCUGGCCGCAUUGGAGAAGCGUCAUGGCUACAUCGGCCAAUCCCCAAAGUACCAGUAGUUGCCCCAAACCCUAGUGACCCCUGGACAGGGAGAGAAUUAACCAACCGGCAUUCACUUCCAUUUUCAUUGCCCUCACAAAUGGAACCCAGAACUGAUAUGCCUAGGCUCGGAAGCACAUUCAAUCUGGAUACCUCCAUGAAUAUGAAUAGCAGCCCAUUAGCAGGUGCAGAGUGUGAGCAUCCCAAAAUCAAACCUUCCGCAUCUGCCAAUGCCAUUUAUUCUCUGGCUGCCAGACCUCUUCCUGUGCCAAAGCUGCCCCCUGGGGAGCAGUGUGAAAAUGAGGAGGAUACAGAGUAUAUGACUCCUUCCUCUAGGCCCGUGGGACUUCAAAAGCCAGAAGUGAAGUGGCCUCCAGAGAUAGCGCAGAGUUCACGAACAUGUGACUGUGACCAGCAGAUUGAUAGCUGUACAUAUGAAGCCAUGUAUAAUAUUCAGUCCCAGGUGGCGCCAUCUGUCACAGAGAGUGGUACGUUUGGUGAAGGGAAUUUGGCUGCAGCCCAUGCCAACACUGGCCCUGAGGAAUCAGAAAAUGAAGAGGACGGGUAUGAUGUCCCCAAGCCACCCGUGCCUGUGGUGCUGGCCCGCCGCACGCUCUCCGACAUCUCCAACGCCAGUUCCUCCUUUGGCUGGCUGUCCCUGGAAGGUGAUCCCCCAACACACUUCACUGAGAGUGCCCAGGUUCCUGAGAGGCCACCCAAGCCAUUCCCUCGGAGAAUCAACUCUGAACGGAAAGCAGGCAGCUGUCAGCAGAGCAGUGCUGCCACCUCGGCCGCCGCCUCCCCGCAGCUCUCCAGCGAGAUCGAGAGCCUCCUGAGUCAGGGCUACUCCUAUCAGGACAUUCAGAAAGCCUUGGUCAUUGCCCACAACAACAUUGAAAUGGCCAAAAACAUCCUCCGGGAAUUCGUUUCUAUUUCUUCUCCGGCCCACGUUGCCACCUAGCACACCCCCUCCGUGCUGCAGCUUAGAGGACCGAGGAGCCGGGAGCUCUCGCUCAAGUAGCACCCUAAAGGGCGGCUAGGUUCCUUUGGAAACUUCACAGUGAGGUCUUGCCCUGUCUGUGGGGUAUCACAUCUGUGGUUCCAAGAUUUCAAAGCAGUGGACUGGGGACGGAACAGCUAGGAGGCUUGAUUCUUUUCUUAAUGUUUUAAGAGUGCAUUUGAAGGUGUCCUUCAGUCCCCACUUGGAAAGAGUGUGGAUUUUUGUGAAAUGGUAGCCUACCUGGGGAGCAGUCCAGAAAGCAGAAGUACUGUGCUCUAAAUCCUAAUUGAGGACUUAAGACUUUCUUGGGUUAAGGAUAUGGUUCUAUGCGUUUUGUCUGUCUGUCUGUGGUUGUGUGUUAUAAGAUUAACCUGCUGUGUGUGUAAAUUCCAGGCGGGGAAUUAGCACAAGAGGUUUAGGAAGGAAUCUUAAAGACUCCCAUCUACUGUGGUUUUCUCCCCAACCCCAGCGUGUGUUACAACUCAAACACUCCCCUUUGGCUUGGAUUGUCGUGCGCAUAGCUGAAGUCUUGUAUUUUUAGAACGCCUCCCCACCCCCUGCUCUGUCUUCUCCCUGUCUCCUCCGCCCUCCUCCUCCUUAGAGUCUGUCAUUGGCAGUGGGCUUACUGUGAUCAGCCUUACUGACGCCAAGCAGCUUAUAGGAUGUUCUUUAUAAUGUGUGAUGGUGUUGGUUUGUUUGGUAGAUAGGUGGGAAAAAAAGUACUGUUGCUCUGUCAUUAUGGUCCUGUUUGAUACUUGCAGCGAACACUGGUCACUCCAAAGCACUGUUUCUAUAGGAACAUUGAAUCUGUUUUUAAAAAGAUGUUUUAAUUAUCGUAAUUACAUAAUGACUGAUACGAGAUAGAGGCCUUCAGAUACAUUCCAUGCUCUCCCCAGAAAGUAGUCUGCGGGAGUCAGUUGCCUUGGUGCCAGGUAUGUGUUCUAAUGUAGAUCAUGAGAUUUUCUACUUAAUGGGAAGGGGAAAACAUUUGUUUCUGGCAUGGCUUUCUGGCCCAAAUACCAUGAAGCACUUAGGAAGCUCCAUUCACACGCUCUAUACUUUGUUAUACAUAAAAUGCACUCAGCAGACAAUAAGGAUUUCUCUCUUCAGCUUUUCUUCCCAGUGAAUUUCAGCUUAUAUGGGUGUCUCCCUGUGAUGAUGAGCCAGGUUAUAUUUUCAGAGGUGAGUUUUUUUCUUUGCUCUUUAAGGAGUUGAGGGUAUCACUCCAGGGUAGCACAGCAUUCUGCUGACAGUUUGCACCAACCCUACACUGGUGCUGCCUGGCGACUCACUUUUCUCUUUGUGCCUAUGGCUUUGGGAAUGUAGCAUUUCCUUCUUCUUCCUCAUCCCCUUUCUUCUUCCCUUUAGCUCUCAGAUACUCUUUAGUGACUGCGUUCCCCACAGUCAUUAGACAUCACUGGUGUGAUCAAUGCCUUUACUGCACUCAGACAACAUUGACAAGCCCUACAGCUUGUGCCCUUGCCAGUUGGUAAAGAAGACUCAGAGUUCAUUGGUCUAUUCCUGUAGAUGCUGCCAGCUCGAGCCUUUUAACUGACUCCCUGGCAGUGGGUAACCUUCCUUCUGGUCAGAAACAAGCCUGCUCCUUGAUAAACCCACCUGCCUCACAAUCUAAAACCUGGUUUGUCUCACAAUCUAAACAGAAAUGACUUUGCAUCUAUUUUCUUUCCCAUGUUAUCAUAAUUGGACUUAAAGCUUUUUCUAACUCUUUUCUUGGCUUUCAGUUACUCCUAGAUCUUUUGUUUUUCUCCUCUUGCCUCCGAGCCAUUUACAUUCCCAGAGUGGAUGGUUUGGGGAUUCUUGCUGAAUUGCCGUGGUUACGCAUUGUCUUCUCUUUGUGGCAGAGAAUGACACAGCCCCCACCAGGUGCAGGAGGGCCUCAGUCAGGGUGGAAAGGCAGAGGAAAGUGACAGAGAGUAGGAAAGAGGAACCUAGUGUCUCCUGCUCAAAGCUGGUAUAGUGUUUCACUUGUGGUAGCAUUCAUUUUUGCACUUUGUUUAGAUGUGGAAGGCCUAGGUGAAGAACUAGAAAACAUGGCAGCAGCCUGCAUACCUCUGCCUGCUGGAGUUUUUCCUCAUCUGUAGAUACUACCUAUAGUCUGAAGAUCUGUCAAGAGAACAAAGCAGUGGUUCUGCAAAUCCUUUGUCUUUUCAAAGUGCAUGGAAAGUCUUCUUUGAAGAUUAUGUCCUUACUUAUAUACGCUAAAGGCAAGCUUAUCCUUUUUUUUUUUUCAUAAUGGUUCAUUGGGUCAUUCAGUACUCAACAGUUCAUUGAGUACCUGCGUGGUUCAUUGGGUCAGUCCUCAAACUCAGUGCUGAACAUAUGCACCAUUGCUUGGCCUGGUUCUUAGCUUGUCAGUUGUUUGUCUACGGGCACUCAGGGUCUCAGACCUUUCAGUGAGAGGUUCCUUUGGGUGCUCUGAGUUCAUGCCUGGGUCUGAGUCUGAGAUUGCCAGAUGAGCCUCAGGCAAGUUUUCUCAUGGCUCUUGUUUGAGGAUAUUUCCAAAACCAUAAUUUCUUAAAUUUUCCUUUGAGGCACCAGUCACCCAUUCUUCAUCCUCAGUUCAUGUGGCAGUUUUUAAUUCUUUGGUUCUGCUCUGAAUUUAACUAAAUUGCCCUUUUACAAGUGGGCUUUGAAUUUUGCCAUUUGGAGCAGUCACAUCCCCUUUCUCCCUCUAAGUUACAAAUGGUUCCCCCUCUGUUAGCUAUCAGGUAAGUAAGGUAAAAACCACUUUGCUGUUUCCCCUUUUCUCAAAUGCAUUAGGCUCUUCGGUUCAACCCUGCUUCCCCAUGUCUCCUUGGACUGCUUUCUGCAGCCCUCCUUGAUGCUGGCUGGCUGUUUCAUCCACUGCCCCUGCCAUACUCCUUCUGUUAAAGUCAGGGGUUCUCAAGGUGGGAAAAACCUGUGGGCUCAGUGAUAUACCUCCGUUUAGGUAAAUAAUAGAUUUGGCAGUCUAUUGUCUCAGCAUUUAUCUGUUAAUAUUUAUAUCAAUAAUGCUGUAUACCUGUGGGUGGCCAUUCUCUCCCCUAACUCUCUCUAUGCCCCCAACCCUGUUCUGCGUGUUGUGCCAUCCUGUUCUUUUGCUUCUCAUGCAGACUCUUCACACCAGGGCCCAGGGUGUAGUAUAGUACUGUUAGUAUCAUUUAGCUGUUUUGUGGAUUUAGAAGAAAAAUUGGGGGGGUUGCUAUUUCUCAUACUUAAAAUAUUUAUUUCCUCUUUAGAAAAGUAAAAUAUAUUUUAUGGUUCAAUCAGAAACCUCACACAUGAAUUUUUUAUAUUUGCUUGCAAAGUAGGGACCAGCUAUAUGUUCCCUUUAACAAGAUCUAGACCUUUUCCCAUGUGACCAGCAAUGGUGUUAGUGCAGAAUAUUCUCCUACCUCACGUCAUGAGAGGUAGAGGGUUACAGGCCCUCUUCCCAAACUGUAAAUCUCCCCUCUUGUUGUUGGCCUUUCUGACUCUGCAGUGACCACUGCCCAUGGAAUAAUGAUAUUCUGACCAUUGGCCCGGCUCUCAGAGUGUGUGUUCGUUCAGCAGGUGGUUAUGAGUGAAUACCAUGAGCCUCAAGUGCCAGCUCUUGUGUUCUCGCCUCCCACCGCAAGGCAGUUUACUGAUGUUGAGGAAUUGUACUUUGACUGUCUAGCAUGUGCAUUUGGUCCUAAAAUACCCAUUCCCAAUUCGAUUGUGCAGUUUAUAAUCACAGCUGUAUGCAGACAUACGUUUCCUUAUAGAGCUGUCCUGGUUAAGAAUCAGUUCAAGAUGCUCCCCUUAACCCCUGUUGUCUUCCUUUAGUUUUGACAAUGUCUGGGAGAUUCCUCCAUGUAAGUCUCAUGGAUUACCCACUAUUUUUAUGUGUUUAUAGUCUGUGUGAUGGGUCUGUUCAUUGGCUCAGAGUUGCACAGUAGGGCAGUCAAAUGUUUAAGGAAAGCAUCUGCCUACAGUCCCCUUUCCACUCUAGUGCCUUCCUUGAUCUUUUUACUCAGCUGCUUGUAUUCCUGUUCCCCUUUAUUAGGAAGUUUUCUUAUGACCCUUCUGGGACCUCUUACCAUCUCCCAUCCUGUGUGGAAUUGGUUUUCAAUCGUUCCACAACCUUCCUGCUAAUCCUGUGUCUCCUUAGAAGAGCCAAAGUUGUGAGAGGAGGAUGAGCGCCUGUCUCUGGGUCCUGAUUGUCCACCAGUUGUUUGGUCUCCCAAGAGCCAGGCAGUGAGGUAGACUAAAUUCAGUUCUCAAAAAUGUCAGCCUGUAUCUCUCCGAGUAUGGAGCUUAGAGACCCUGGAACUUAGUGUAAGAGUCAACACGUUAUUCUCCUCCUGGAUUUUCAUGCCCUAGAAAUUCUAUCUGAAGUAUUCUCAGCAUAAAGCAUUACUGUUACUUUGAUCUCAGUCUACAUUAGCAGCCUCAUGUUAGAAAUGCAUGUUGCCACUUAAUGCAUGGAGGAGGACGCAUAGUGGAAGAAGGUCAAGACUGUAUGUUUGACUAUCCUGUUGAGCAGUCCUUCGGAUACCAGAAACAAAAGAAUUCAAGCAGAAGAAAGGAGGGAGUCAUCAGGAUGCAGAGUAUCUCACAGAACCCAGCGAAGCAGUACAGUUGAUUCUGCAUGGAGCUGAGAAACUUUGCAACUCGAUCUUUCUCCUGCAGGUAAAUCUGUUUGUCAGUAAUGUGUAGCCGUGAAAUCAGUACCCUAGUCCUCAAGUCCUCAUGGCCCCCCAGUUCUAGGGAUCAUCACUUUAACAGAUACCCAGCUCCUCUUGUUCAUAUUCUCAAGGAAAACUGUCAUCAGCCCAGCAUAUUGAUCAGGUAUGGACACCCAACCAGUCCACCUUUGCCACACAGGGCGGCAGCCGCAGGUUAGUUCAGGUGGGAAGAAGGGGCAGUGGGAGGUUUUGACUGGAGGUGAGAGAGACCCUAAACCACUUUGGGUUGGCCAAAAAGUUCAAUCAGCUUUUGUGUAUGAUGUCAUGACAUGAAAACCCAAAUGCACUUUUUUGCCAAACCAAUACUUUCGUAGUAAAGUUUACCAUACUGCUUUCUUGAGAGGGGAAAGGCAGGCAUGGGACUGUGUCUGGGACAUUGAAGAAGCGCUUAGGUUAACGUUAACUUGGGUUACUGUCUUCACUGUUUAUUGCCUGUUUUUCUUUCCUUUAUGUGUCCUGGCAUCCAAGAUUUCUUACCUCUUUCUUCAAGACCCGUUUCUCCUUUUCCAGAGCUAGUCUGUUCUUGGGUGACAUUUCUUAGCCUUCAUUUAAUCUCAGGUUUCUGGCUGUCUUUCAGUUUCUUAAGAGAGCAGAUCACAAAUCCCCCGUCACCUCUGCCCGUGGCCUCAGUCCCUCCAUGUCCUCCUCCCCACCCUUUCAUCUAGUCUUUCCUCUGCAGUGAUGUCCUUAGGCAGGCCUUCCGUGGUACCUCAGAAACUACUUUGCAGUAAGAAUUUAUGACAUUGGGACAGUUGCCAGGAUGUGAAUUAGGUAUAGAUUCCAGUUGAGAGUUUCUACUGAGAGCUCUUUCGACAGGAUGCAUCUGUCCUUUCUGUCCGGUUGCUUCCUUUGUCGUCCUGUAGUAAAGCCUUUGUUUGUUGGUUUUUUAAAGCCGUGCUUCUGCUUGCCUGAAUCUUCUGACCUUAUGUCUCUCAUCCCGGACCCUGUCCCUUGUUAUUAAUGCAUUUCAUAAUUACUUACAACUUUUUUAAACUACUGGAGUUGUUUGAUGUACAUCAAAGUCGCCUAAUAAUCCAAAGAUGCACACUGAGGCCCGUGGUGAAGGCUGGGGCCUGUGUUUGAAAUUCCCUUCUAGGCUCCAGAAUUCAGGGGCAGAGGGACAGCAGUGCCACUUGCCUUCACCGAGUCCUAGGAAGUCUGGGUUGGUUUCAGAGGGGGAGCACCAAUGUUUCUUGUUUCCGGAAAGUAGCCCAGGAGUGAGUGGGGGAGUCGGGGUGGGGAGAGCCAGGCCUGCCUAGAGGCCCCCUGGCAGUCUUCUGGAGAGCACGGUGCCAAAGGGCCAGCUGUUGACUAACAGACUAACAACUGUUUGGAGAUCUCACUGCCCCUUCCCUUGUUCAGUUCUUGAGAAAAAUGUAGCCGACCACUCCCUGUGUGUGUAGACAGCGGAGGCUGAACGCCAACCUACUGAUCUGGCAGUGGAACAAAUCAGAGUUCUCAUCGCCCGGCCCCAGAUUCUUGUUCAGUCCCCAAAAUGUGAGAGGCGCCCUUCACAAAUCCUCCUUCUGCCCCUGGGUCACUUUGGGAGGCCAGGGGAGUCUGCUCGGUCCAGGCUGUCUGAGCCUCCCCAGGCCUGGCGCCCUGCUGGGCCCCCGCGUGGGGUGUGUGUGCGCCUGCACCCAGCGCUCCGACAUAGGUGCUAAUGUGCCCUGUGCAUCGGUUCCCUCCUCCCCGCCUCCCUCUGACCGAGCUUUGUGGCUGCGCUUAUGGCUGUCUGGAAGCUGGGGGGGACCACUUACCCGGCUGUAGACCCCGUGUAUUCUGUUCCUUGGUUUCCUCCUUCUGCUGUCAGGGUGAGUGAGCCUGCAGGCACCAGGCCCACAAGAGUGGAUGCCUCCCGACCUGCCCGUCUCAGCCUUGUUUUAGUGUCCUGGCCUUGGCCUCCUGCUGAAAUGUGUGGCAGGGGCGUGGCAGCUAGGAGGUACCUCCUCCCCCUGCUUUCUGGCUGUGGUGACUUGGUAUUUUUAACCUUAUAUAUCUUUUUGCUUUAUUCAAAACAAAACAAUUUUUAGCACAUUGAAAAAAAAAACCAAACAUUUUGUGCCUUUCUAAGGCAGCACUGUAUCCCAGGCUGCAUUUUAGGACUUAAUAUGGAAAUACCAGAGUCUUAGCUCCUCUACCUUGAGGGUCAUUAGUUCUCCAGUCUAGGGGAGAGGACGUGUCUCCGUGCGGCUGGGGAGGUGGCACCCAGGUGCAGCGGGUCGGCGGUCCCUUCUCCAGCCACAGUGCUGAGUUGGAAGAGAUGAGCAUUGUACCCCAGGAUCAUUUCAUUGGCUCCAGUCAGAAUCUUAGUUGUCAGGUUGGAUGUUCUGUAUUCAGCAGGAGACAGAAUGUUCCAUGACUGCCAGGUAUCCUCUGGACCGUUUCAAGUGACCCAGCCUCCCGAUCCUGUCAGUGACCCAACAGCAUUGAAUAGUGUAGAGUGGACUCCUGAGAAGAGGAGGUUGUUUGUCUUGUCUUUAUGCUGGAUCCUGAACUGGCCUAGACCUCCUGCCUCUCUCUUAAGACUUGGCUUUCCUUUCAUUUGAAAACUUCAGACGUAGAGCAUUAAGCAGAUAGUGCCUCUGCAGGGGCAAGUUUUCCCCUGGGCAGGGCGGCAAGGACCACAUACCGGAACAGAAGCCUGUCCUCAGUAUGGUGGCCACUGUAGGUUUCACCAACAAAAGUUUUCUGUAUAAUGACGUUUUACUUGUCUCUUUCCCUCUUCUCAGUUCUUCCUUGCCUUUAACUUAAUAAAGAAUUGGGAGAUAGAAACAGUUCUUUUUCAAAGUCCUCCUUAUUCAGGAUUUUGACAUUCUUGGCCUGGGUGGGGCUGGAGAGAACUUGAUGCUUUCUCCAGAAUGAAGAGUCCCAUUUGUAUAUCAGUGUUAAAAAUAAAACAAAAUGAAACCUUAGAUGAGAUUUUUGUGGACUAUUUUAAAAAUGUGUCAUUAAUAUAAAAAAAUUAUAUUAGCAGUAUUUAAUCAUUCUCACCUGUAAAGAAUAAAACAGAAGGUAAAUAUUCUUACAGAGAAUAGCAGAGCUUUAAGAGUCAUUUUCAUUUUAAGUCCAUUUUGUUUUGCCAAUGUAUUAAUGUUUAGAGGUUCUGUUAUACUAAUGUUAUUUAUUAAUUUUUUUUCACUUCCAUACACAGUUAACUAAAGAGCUUUUUCAGGCACCCAUGUCUGUAAAAAAUAUUUUUAAAUAAAGUUUCUUUUGUUGUAGCAGA